This is a messenger RNA of Danio aesculapii, 2354 nucleotides long. RefSeq names its product nuclear receptor subfamily 2, group C, member 1 (gene nr2c1). Gene Ontology annotation, molecular function: nuclear receptor activity; zinc ion binding; RNA polymerase II cis-regulatory region sequence-specific DNA binding. The record is from RefSeq and is a predicted model, not a curated record. NCBI's taxonomy places the organism in Eukaryota, Metazoa, Chordata, Actinopteri, Cypriniformes, Danionidae. The transcript has 14 exons. Gene Ontology annotation, biological process: anatomical structure development; negative regulation of transcription by RNA polymerase II; cell differentiation. The coding region runs from base 172 to 1974 and encodes 600 amino acids.
UGCGGGCCUCCUCUGAGCGGGUCGCGAACUCUGACCUCCUGUAGCUGCAGUGAGCCGUCACUUUACAAUAAUUUAUCUUAACACCGCAGGAUUUGGAUAAUAACCCACGCAUUAAGGGUGGGUGUGCGACUGAUGGGGCAUUGCUAGCCAGUUUUUUGAAGGAUUGGCAUCAUGGAAGGAGAAAGUCCCAGAAUUCAGCUGGUCUCUGCAGAUGGCGGCCUACAGAUUGUCACGGAGCAACAGUUGGCCCAGAAAGUGCAAAUAGUCACAGCCAUUGAUCAGGCUGGAGCUGGAAAGCAGCAGUUUAUAUUAGCUAACCUGGACUACCCCAACCAGGAGAAACUGUUCAUCAAACAGGAGAACUCACCGGCCAAGGUCAUCUUAACCUCUUCCGAUGGCUCAGCUGUCAAUCAACUGCUUUUCGCAUCACCUGAGCUAUCAGGACAACAAAUCCAGUUUGUUACAGAUGGCUCAGAUCAGGGAGCGAUGAAGCCUCCAGUGGAGUACUGUGUAGUUUGUGGAGACAAGGCAUCAGGUCGUCAUUAUGGUGCAGUGAGCUGUGAGGGCUGUAAAGGUUUCUUCAAGCGCAGCAUCAGGAAGAAUCUGGUGUACACCUGCCGCGGGUCUGGAGAGUGUGUCAUCAAUAAACACCAUCGCAACCGCUGUCAGUACUGCAGACUGCAGCGCUGCAUGGCCCUUGGCAUGAAACAAGACUCUGUUCAGUGUGAGAGGAAACCAGUAGAGGUGUCGAGAGAGAAGCCAGCAAACUGUGCGCCCUCAAUCGAAAAGAUCUACAUCCGCAAAAACCUAUGCAGCCCUCUCGCUGCAAUGCCAACGUUUGUCAGCCAAAAAGAAACCACCAGGCCCACAAGUUUACUGGACUCCAACAUGCUCUUGAAUAUCCAGCAGUCCAUUUCCAAACUUGACAACACUAUUUUAAUUCCUUCUUCGCCAGAUCAGAAUGAUUCCAAUCAGGGAGAUCUGGGAACUCUGGCCAACGUAGUCACAUCUCUCGGUCACCUCAACAAAAGUCGGGAGAUGAUGGACAGCAGUACUGACUUAUCAGGAAUCGAGACCAUGAGUAACGAUGACAGCGUUAUGACAGACAUUCAGAGGGAGGAGUCAAAUGACGUCACACGAGCUUUUGACACGCUCACAAAGGUACUAAAGGCUGAGGAGAGCUGUGGAGAAGAGGUGGCUGAUGGGGCUGUGACUGUGAGGGAUGACGAACAGACCUCUGCGCUGCUGGAACUGGAAGGACCGCUGCUCUCAGAUAUGCACGUGCCUUUUAAGCUGAUGAUGCCGCUGCCCAUGCCGGACUUCCUGAAUCUGAAUUACAUCUGUGAAUCAGCUUCCCGUCUGCUUUUUCUCUCCAUGCACUGGGCUCGAUCGAUUCCAGCUUUCCAGGCUCUCGGCUCAGAAAACGGCAUCACUCUUAUGAAGGCCUGCUGGAAUGAGUUGUUUGCUUUAGGUCUGGCUCAGUGUUCACAUAUUAUGAAUGUAGAAACCAUUCUCACAGCCAUAAUCAACCAUUUACAGACCAGCUUGGAUGAAGAAAAACUGUCUCCAGAGCGGGUGAAGCAAGUCAUGGAGCAUAUCUGGCGCAUGCAGGAAUUUUGUAACAGUAUGAGUCGCAUGAGUCCUGAUGCAUAUGAAUAUGCUUACCUCAAAGCUGUGGUCCUUUUCAGUCCAGAUCACUCAGCUGUAGACGGCACACUUCAGAUUGAACGAUUUCAGGAAAAAGCCUAUAUGGAACUGCAGGAUUAUGUGAGCAAAGUGUAUCCCGAAGAUACGUAUCGUCUUUCAAAGCUGUUAGUUCGUCUGCCAGCUCUGCGGCUCAUGAGCGCAGCAGUCACCGAAGAGCUGUUUUUUGCAGGCCUCAUCGGCAACGUCCAGAUCGACAGCAUCAUUCCCUACAUCCUCAAAAUGGAAUCUACCGACUACAACAGCCAGCCAAUCAGCAGUGUCGAGUGACGAACCCCGCCCACAGCCUCACCCAUCAGCUUUAACAUGUCUCCGGCUUUGCACAUCCAGAUGCUUUAUAUAAUCAUAUGAAUUUUGAAUGAGGAAAUAAUUUUGUUAUGACUUUGCUUUUUCAUUUUGGUCAGUGAUUGUGUCUAUGGGUUUUGUAGUAUGGAUUACCACAAUUGUUGUGGUUCAGUCCUUCGGGCUUUUAUUGUAUUGUUGUAAUUAUGUUUAAAAAGUGUCUAUGAAGACAGAAGUGCAGGAACUUGUUCUGGAGAACUUGUUCUAGAGACCUUUUCCCCCACAAAGCACUGACUUUCUCUGUAUGUAUAUGAAUCAUGUAUAUAGGACUAAUAAUAAAUAUCAAAUCAAGGACAAAAAUCUGUGUA